Messenger RNA from Fulmarus glacialis (Northern fulmar), 1651 nucleotides. RefSeq names its product usherin-like. The record is from RefSeq and is a predicted model, not a curated record. NCBI's taxonomy places the organism in Eukaryota, Metazoa, Chordata, Aves, Procellariiformes, Procellariidae. The annotation marks the transcript as partial. The transcript is spliced from 8 exons.
AUGAAUUGCUGGGCUCUUUCCUUGAGGUGUCGUUUCUUGUUUCAUGCUAUUGAAACAUUAAUCUUAACUUAUUAUGACUCCUUUGUGUUGGUCAGCUCUCAGGGACAUUUCCCUAGGCUUGAAAAUGUGGGAGCUUUCAAGAAUGUGUCAAUCGUGCCAACUCAAGCCACUUGUGGGCUGCCAGACCGAAGUACUUUCUGUCAUAGCUCGGUAGUUGAAGAAAGUAUUAUGUCCUGCACCCAGAGGUUUUGUGUUCAGGAAUGUCCAUAUAGGUCGUCGCCGCCUUCCUACAAACUGCUUCUUUCAGAAGGCCUUGGUACCUGUAUCACAGAGGACAAAAGGGAUUUGCAUCCAGGGUCCUUCAGCAACGCUUCCAGUUUUAUUUUUCAUAAUCACAAGGAUUGCUUCUCUACUCCCCAUUCUCCGAGGCUUGCAGCUUCAUUUACAUUAACUGUAUGGUUGAAACCUGAGCAAGAAGGUGUAAUGUGUGUGAUAGAAAAGGCUAUUGAUGGGCAGACUGUGUUCAAACUCACAAUCUCUGAGAAAGAGACCGUGUUUUAUUAUCGCACAGUAAAUGGUUUGCAGCCACCAAUAAAAGUAAUGACACUGGGGAGAAUUCUUGUGAAGAAAUGGAUUCAUCUUAGUGUGCAGGUGCAUCACAGCAGAAUUAGUUUCUUCUUCAAUGGCUGGGAAGAUGACAACACACCUUUUGAUUCAAGGAUUCUUGUGGGAACAGUUGCAGAUAGUGAUGCUGAUGGUACACUGAAAAUUGGACAAAGUUUCACAGGUUUAGAGCAAUUUGUUGGAAGAAUGCAAGAUUUUCGGUUUUACCCAGUGGCACUUACAAACAGAGAUAUUUUGGAAGUAUUCUCUGGAAAAUUUCCUCAUCUGCAUACCCAGUCUGAGUGCCGCUGUCCUGGAAGUCAUCCCCGGGUACAUCCGUUGAUACAGAGGUACUGCAUCCCUAAUGGUGCAGAUGAUACCACUAACGACAGAGUGCUGAGGUUGGAUGCAGAAGCUCAUCCUCUGUAUUACAUCAAUGAUGAUGAUAUUGGGACCACCUGGAUUUCAUCUGUGUUUGCUAAUACUGCAGGUCUGGAUCGUGGUGUUUCUAUCACCAUAGAUUUACAAAAUGGACAGUAUCAGGUAUUCUAUAUUAUACUGCAGUUCUUUAGCCCACACCCUGAAGCAAUAAGAAUUGAAAGGAAAAAAAGAGACGAACUAAACUGGGAAGACUGGCAGUAUUUUGCUAAAAAUUGCAGUAUUUUUGGAAUGGAUAACAAUGGAUCGCUGGAAAAACCAGACUCUGUCAACUGUCUCCAGCUUCCUAGCUUUACACCAUAUUCCCGUGGUAAUCUAACUUUCAGUGUUCUUACCCCGGAACCAAAUCACCGGCCUGGUUACAAUGAUUUUUACAAUACUCCAUCUCUCCAAGAAUUUGUAAAAGCUACACAAGUGAGGAUUCAUCUCCGUGGCCAGUAUCAUACUAAUAAGCCUUGGGUAAAUUUUAGGCACAGAUACUACGGAGUUAAUGAAGUUACCAUCAGCGGAAGGUGUAAUUGUCAUGGCCAUGCUGAUAAUUGCGAUGCAGCUAUGGAACCGUAUAGGUGCCUGUGCGUCAAGGAAAGCUAUACAGAAGGAAAUAAUGUUA